CCUCUAGGGGGUAGUUAUAGGGGGUUGAGAAAUAUUAAUUGCUCACUUUCUCUCUCUAGCUCUCACUUCUCUGUAGAAUUAAACACUCUAUCAUUUGGUGCUUUCAUUGAGAGCUUGAACAGAUUAAGUGAGUACCCUUCGUCGCUACUAGACGCUACUAACAAAAAUGGAAGGAGCUAAGUCAAAAAGCAUUGUCAACAAGACCAUCCCCGAGACUCAUGAGAACCUAGAAAGGUUGGGGGAUGUCGCUGACGACAACUACGUGAUUGGGGAGGAGGUCGCCCAGGAAUUCUAGAACCCUGCUGACGACCUUCAUAACCAUCUCAACAAGGCUGCCCCAGACGCCCGCAUCGGGCUAGAGGACAGGCGCGCUGCCGACCGCGCAUCGGGCCAACAGCUUUCUCCCCCUGUUCCCCUAGAUCAACUGGGCCGCUCUAUCGGCCAUUGUCGCCAACAUUCUCUAGGACCCCAACGUCCUGAGCGGUCUCGUCGCUAAGACUAGCGAAAACAACACACCCAAGAUGGGGGAGUUCGCGACGGUCCCACCACCUCCACCCGUCGUCACCUUCUUCGGCAAUGACGAAAAUGUCAUCGUCGUGGACACCCAUACUGCCUCUCCACCUCGGGGUGCACCGGCCGAAGCUCGCGGUAAGACCUCGGCCUUCAAUAGGCUGGGUGACACGAUCCGUCGAGCACCUACGGGGAGGAUGGCGGAUCAGUUGGGUGGCCGCGAGCCCGGCUCACUAAGGGAAAGCUUUGGGUGUCUGUUUCCCGGAUAGCGGAACGGCCCCGAAUGGACAAAGGAAAUGGGAAGUUGCAUGAGGAUGACGCACAUCACCAAAUCAAUCAGGCUCAUGCAGCCCAGGUCCAACCCCGGCCUAGUGGCACUGCGGCCACCAGGGACCCCAGGGAUGAGAUCAUCGCUCAGCUGGAGAGGCGUCUGGUCGACAUGGAGGCCAGGGAAGCCGCGGGGAACGCUUCGACCCACACAUCCCAAAACCUUGACCUCGGCGCGAUCCUGAACAAGGUCAGCGCCCCGGAGAGGGAGUUGGCCAAAAGACGUGGCGAACUCAUCAUCCAGGUCAAGACGAGGACCCCUUUCUCUACCAGGAUCCUCUCCGUCCCUAUUCCCAAUAAAUACAAAGGGAACCCCAUCAAGCCAUACGAUGGCUGAAGCAAUCCUCAAGAGCACUUCACCCGUUAUCAGAACAACAUGCUGAUGACCAACGCUUCGGAUGAAUACAUGUGCUGCUGGUUCCUUUCCACCUUGGACGGACCAGCAUACGAUUGGUUCAACGCGCUCCCUGAGGGAAGCGUGGACUCAUGGCAGGACCUCGCACAACGCUUCCUCGCCCACUUCAAGCCUUCCUGGAGCGCUGGACGAAGGAGGUAGAGGAAUCCGAGGGAGCCAACGAGCGCACGCUCUUAGCCUUCCUCCGAGGUGCGCUACGGCCCAACCCUUACGUACGCAGCUUGUUAACGGAACCCCCACGGUCAUAUUUCGCAGCGAUACAGCGCGGACACUUGCAUGCGGACAUCGGUGAACUGUUAAACAAAAAGAAGGACGGGGAGAGACCACAGAGGAAGGGGAAUAACCCCUCGGCCAAUCCCCCCAGCGCACCGGCCCCCAGAGAUCAGAACAAGCGCAAAACCCCUGCCCGGAGUCCGGAGGGCAACGUAAGGAUGACUGUCAGUGGCGCCCCAGGCUGGAAGUACAAAGGGUCCCCCUCACCCACCCGGUAAGCGUCAUCCUUGACUGUGCCAAAGAGCAGGGCCUCAUCUUGAAGGACCCCAGGUCGGAGAAAGAGAUAUUCGCGAUCCACAAAGGAGGGACGUACUGCAAGUACCAUCGCCAGACGUCUCACAAAACCGACGAUUGCACCACCCUGAAGAGGCACAUCGACAAACUUAUCCAGCAGGGGGAACUCACCCAAUUUGUCAAAGGUGGCCCAAGGCAAAACACCUAGGUUAACACCGACAAAAGGGGGGAGUGAUCCUCUGCCAAGAAAAGGGAGAUUGGCGCCCUCAGCGAGGACGAGGAUGAAGAUGAGGAACCCCGCCACAAGAAACAUCACAUUCACAUCAUCGUGGGUGGAAACAAGGGGGGGGGACUCGGGUACCCAACGGCGGAAGUGGGCUCAGUCCCUCUACGUUAGUGAGGUGUCCCAUGUUCCCCCUCGGCCGAAGCGACAGCACAUGGAGGCCAUCACCUUCACCGAUAGGGACCUCCCUAUCGCCACCCCCUCCCGCAUAGGGAUGCCCUCGUCGUCAAAUGUGAGAUCGGCAACAACAUCAUCCACCGCAACUAUAUAGACGCGGGCAACUCUGUCAAUGUCAUGUACGUUGACACCUUCAAGCAACUAAAAUUGAAGAAGGCCGAGCUCAGGCCGAUACACACACAGUUGUCCGGCUUCCCCGGGGACUCAAUCGAUGCUGAAGGCACAAUAGUGCUUCUCGUUAUGGUCGGUGAUGAUGCCCACCAGGCGAAGAUUGACAUGGAGUUUGUGGUCGUGAACCUGGACAGCGCCCAUAACAUGAUCUGGGGUCGACCCGCCCUGGAGGACUUAGAGGCCAUCAUCUCUAUGAGACACUUAUGCCUCAAGUUCCCUACCAAGGGCGGCAUCGGCUACGCCAGAGGAAACCAGAAGAUAGCCAGAGCUUGCUACCUAAAGCUCACCAAGAAGAUCAAUGAGGCCGAGGAACGCAUUGACACCAUUACUGUCGCCUCGGCUGAAGAAGACAAACCAAAGCCGAACCGGUCGGAGAUGUGGAAGAGGUUCUGUUGGACGUCUCUCGGCCGGAGCGCAUGCUAAAGAUCGGGACGCAGCUCCCCCAACAGAUCAGACAGGACAUCCUCUCAGUCCUGAGGUCGUACGCCGUUGUCUUCGCAUGGGGGCUAGAGGAUAUGUCGGGUAUCGGCCCAAAAGUCAUCACUCAUCGACUCUCAGUCGACCCGGCCUCCCCCCCCCCCCCCCCCCCCCAUAAAGCAAAAGAGGCGCUACCUCUCAGCUGAGAGAAGAGACUUUGUGAAGGCCGAGGUGGCCAUGUUACUCUCCAUCAAGCACAUCAAAGAGGUGAAGUACCCCACGUGGUUGGCGAAUGUCGUCCUCGCCCAAAAGCCGCCUACGUUUAGGAUGUGCGUCGAUUAUACCGACCUGAACAAGGCGUGCCCAAUGGACCCGUUCCCUCUCCCCCAACAUAGAUCAGUUGGUUGACGCGAUGGCGGGGUGCGAGUUGAUGUCAUUCCUCGACGCGUUCAGGGGGUACCACCAAAUAUCCAAGUUGUAGUCACCGUCAUCACCUUUAUUAAAAACGAAAUUUCACAAAAUUAUAUGGAGUAUAUUUUAAACUUUUUCCUAAAGAAGAAGUUUGAAGGACUAUUUUUCUCACCCAUUAUUCUUAAAAAAUAAGAUACAAAAAUGCGUAAUUAUAACUUAUAAGUUUUGAAAAAUAGUGAGUUACAAAUGAAAUUUGAUGGAUAAAAUAGGCAUUGGGCAAUUUUUUAUAGAUAAAGAUGGUUGAAAAGACGAAGUUAAUUUGGAUGCAACUAAGAGUUAUAAAAAAAUUGACUCUUUUAAUAGGAAAAUGUAGAUUGAAAACAUGUUUAAAUAAUAUGCUAAAAAAAUAAGACAUACUCAAUAAAUAACAAUAUGUAUUAUCAAUCAAUGUUAUAAUCGAUUAAUACAUAUGUUAGUGUGCGUGCUCACACAUAUAUAGUUAAAUUAAAAUAAAAUCCUCUUAUCCCGCGAACGGCACAUGUAAAUAUACUAGUAAUUAUAAUUUAUAAAUCUAAAGUUAGUACUUAAUAAUUACAGAGUUACCUAAUGACAUACCUAGUCAAUUUCUUAAAUCUUAAUUGGUAAACACACUUCUUAUUAAUUGAUUCAAGUCAAUUAGCAACGGCAAUAAAUAAACUGAUUAACAAAUAACAACAAGAGCACAAGGUAAGUUAGAAACAAUCGAAAUCAAUUUCAGUAAUUUGCAAUUCAGAAAGAAAGAAAAAACCUACAGAAACGUCCAUGUCCAUAUAUGUGCUGAGCUGAGUUACUCAAUUAGUUGUGUAGAGUAUACCGGUUGUUGUGUGCCUGUGUGCGGCCUAGCGACUAGCCAACUAGCGGGGUAGGGUGGUGUGUGGAAGGUGUAGUCGUGGUUUAGUGUUGGAAUAAUCUUAAAUUUAGUUAUUAAUUAUUUGGUUCACUUAGUUAUUAAUUAUUUAUUUUUAUCAUUAAAAAAUAGUUUGUUUCUAUUGAGUGUGUGGGUUAGUUAAGAGCUUUGAAUUAAUCCUCCGUAUUGUUAGGAUAGUGGAGCAGUAACAUGGGUUAGUGGUUAUCUUGUUUUUAAUUCCCUAUAAAUAGCACUAUGGGGAAAGACUUCAUUGGUAUUCCUUCGUAAUUUGCUUAUUUCAGUUCAAGUAAUAAAAAAGGGGAAUUCUCCCAAUUCGUGUGUUUUGCUUUGUUCUCCGUUCUGUGUUAUAUUUGACAGCAAAGCAGAUCCUUGAAACCAACAUUUGGUAUCAGAGCCUAGAUCUAAAGAGCUUGUGAUAUUCAAUGGCAUCAAACAAUUUCUCCAUCUCUAUUCCAUUGUUCAAAGGUGAUAACUAUCAUUCAUGGGCCAUCAAAAUGAAAGCAUACAUGAAAGCUCUUAUUUUAUGGGACGUCAUUGAGAGUGACAGUGAGCCUACUCCUCUUCCAGAAAAUCCAACAGCAGCCCAAUUCAAGAAACAUGAAGAAGAAAUGGCACGAAAGCCAAAGGCACUUUCAUGUAUUCAUGGAACGGUGUCCGAAGAGAUUUUCACAACAAUCAUGGGUUGUGAGUGUCCUAAAGAAGCAUGGGAGAAAAUUAAAGAGGAGUUCGAAGGCAACCGACAAACCAAACUCAUGCAAAUUCUCAACCUCAAAAGGGAGUUUGAGAUGGUGGGGAUGAAAAGUAACGAAGGUGUCAAAGAAUAUGGGAGUAGGUUGAUGUCCAUUGUCAAUCAAAUCAAAUUACUUGGUGGAGAUUUUUCAAGUCAAAGAGUUGUGGACAAGCUUUUGGUAACUCUUCCGGAGAGAUAUGAGACUAAGAUCUCUUCACUUGAAGAUACUAAAGAUCUCUCAAAAUUAAACGUCUUGGAAUUGAUCAAUUCUCUUCAUGCCGUUGACCAAAGGAGAUCAAUGAGAGAGGAAGAAAAUGGAGGAAAAAAUGAGGGACUCCUGUUAACUAAAUCUUCAUUCUCAAAAGGAACUGGCAACAAAAUUCAAUGCAACCAUUGUCAUAAGGUUGGUCAUGAAGAAAAUAAUUGUUGGCACAAAGGAAGGCCACAAUGCUUCAAAUGCAAAAGGUUUGGGCAUCUGGCAAAGAAUUGUAGAUUCCAAACUGAUGACGAAGUCUUGGCACAUAUGGUCGAGGCAAAAACUCUCCUUUAGAAUUAUGGGUGAUUAUGUGCACCAUGGGGAGAAGUGCUCCAAAGUGUUUAUUUUGAUGAGACGUGCAUCAAAAAUUUGGUGGUGGUGAGAAGUGCAUCACAGAUGAUAAGAACUGCUUCGCAAAUUUAAGAUUAUGGGGGUGAUUGUUGGAAUAAUCUUAAAUUUAGUUAUUAAUUAUUUGGUUCACUUAGUUAUUAAUUAUUUAUUUUUAUCAUUAAAAAAUAGUUUGUUUCUAUUGAGUGUGUGGGUUAGUUAAGAGCUUUGAAUUAAUCCUCCGUAUUGUUAGGAUAGUGGAGCAGUAACAUGGGUUAGUGGUUAUCUUGUUUUUAAUUCCCUAUAAAUAGCACUAUGGGGAAAGACUUCAUUGGUAUUCCUUCGUAAUUUGCUUAUUUCAGUUCAAGUAAUAAAAAAGGGGAAUUCUCCCAAUUCGUGUGUUUUGCUUUGUUCUCCGUUCUGUGUUAUAUCUGACAGCAAAGCAGGUCCCUGAAACCAACAUUUAAGGGCUGGCCGCAGGAGGCAGGCUGGUCGUGGUGGGGUAGCACGCAGGCUGGUGGCGGUCGUCGACUCGUUCAUUCCACGCUUCCAGUCAUUCAGUCAUUCCAGAUUCGAGUAGGGAUGGAGCCGGGCCGGCGGUUCUAGAAUGGGGGCCUGGGACCGGCUCGGGUACCUCCGGGCCGGGCCGGGCCGGGCCUCGGGUAUUUUUAUUUUUCCUUUUCCUAAUUACCCCCCACCCCCAAAUCACCCCAUAUGGCCCAAAAUACCCAGCCCAACCCAAAACAAAAAUUGAAAAACAAAAUUAAAAUGGCCCGGAACUGGGCCGGUUCAGGUUUUGGGGGACCCGAUCCCGGACCGGAACCACCUCGGGUCGGGCCUACCCGGACCAGUCACUGACCGGGCCACCGGGCUGGUCCGGGUCGGAAUAGUGCCGGUCCCGGGUCGGGCCACCUGGCCCGAGUCCAGGCCUAGAUUCGAGAGGCCCUUUCUCUACCGAUCUUCCGUAAUUUUCCUCCCUUCUCAGGUUCUAUUCUUUCUGUAUUUCCUUCAAACCUUUGGACCUAGACUGCUAGAUGACUACUACAGUACUACUAGUAAAAAACGGGCCUUCCAAAUGUUUGGGCCAUGUGCGACCGGGCUGGGUGCACUUGGCCUGGGCCGGCCCUGCCGCUCGUGAUCCAGUAUCUUUUACCCGCAUCUAUUUGAUAAUGCUAAUAUCUCAUGACUUUGUAUAUUCACCCAUGUGUCGCACAUAUAUUUUCGCAUUUGUUUACAUUCCGUGAAUAUAAGUCUUGUUUCACCAGGGAUUUUGCAAUUUUUACCAGUGAUUGGCCAGGGCCGGCCCUGGCCAAGUGUAGGGUGUGCAAUGGCACAGGGCCCUUAAAAAUUGAAGGCCCAAAAUUAAUUAGUAGUAUUAGUUUUUAUGUAGCAGUAUAUAAUUUCAAAUCCAAUAGCCCAAACUCACAUCCCUACUGCUAACGGAUCACUCGGAAGUAGAAGAGGGUGUUAGACUUCACGUUUUCUCCUUAGUGCCUCUUUGAAAAGUCGGAGUAUUUCAAGAGGUUAGGUUUUCUCAUUAGCCAUAAGUUCUGCCCUUUCUAGGUUAGGCUUUUUUUUUUAGAAUUAUAAAGUUUCCAUCUAUUUAUAUUAUUGUUGUAUAUCUAAAUAGAUUUCAAGAAUUAAAUACUUCGUAGUUUGUAGUUGAGUUUAACAAAUUCAAGGUUAUUAAGUUGUUAAUUUUGCAUUUGCAUUGAACAAGUUGAUAUGAAGUCAUUAGGUAAAUACAUGUAAUCUCUAUGUUACAAAAAAGGCCCAACUUUUUCUUCGCACAGGGUCCAAUAUUUUGUUGAAGAUGGAGCCUUGUUUUGAGUGCAGGAGUAUAUACCUGACCGGGUAUGUUGGAUUACCCGAUCGGGUAUGAGGCUUUGAUGGCUCGAGUAGUUCCCUGGUUUCUACACUCGAUCGAGUAUUGGUCAUUACUCGGUCGAGUAUGCAUGGAUGACUUACUCGGGUAACACCCUGUGCUCUGUACCUGAUCGAGUAUGGAGGUAUACUCGAUCGAGUAUGCGUAAAAACCUUACUCGUGUAGUAGUCUGGAAUCUAUACUCGAUCGAGUAUGUAUGUAUACUCGAUCGAGUAUACGGGAAAAUUAAUGACGAGAUUAAUUUUUGGGCCUGUGGCCUUAACCCUUGUUUAGGCUUUCUUAAACCUAUUUAAACAUCCCUAAUGUAUCUGUAAACACACCAGACGCUGGAAUAAUAAUACACCUCUCUCUCGUUCGCCGUGGACUAGCACAAUCACCCCGAUUGUGUGAACCACGUAAAUUCUUGUGUUCUUGCUUUAAAUUUAUCGUUUAUCUUAGCCUAAUCGUUGAUAAUUAACGAUUGGUAUCAGAGCUAUGGCUGACGAAGGGAAGGUUAAGAUCGAUAAAUUUGAUGGUCAAGAUUUCGCUCUCUGGAAGAUGCAGAUCGAGGAUUAUCUCUACCAGAAAACCUUCAUCUACCCUUGUCUGAGAACAAACCAGAGACGAUGGCGGAGGCGGAGUGGAACUUGUUGGAUCGACAGGCUCUUGGUGUGGUGAGGUUGUCGUUGGCGAAAAACGUUGUUUACAACAUCGUCAACGAGAAGACAACGUUUGGACUGCUCGAGGCGUUAUCCAACAUGUACGAGAAACCCUCAGCGGCCAACAAGGUUUUCUUAAUCAGACAGUUGGUGAAUACAAGAAUGAAGGAAGGUGCAUCCGUGACAGAUCACAUCAACGAGUUUAAUUCAAUCAUAUUCAGGUUAGGUUCGGUUGAGAUUAAAUUUGAUGAUGAAGUUCAAGCAUUACUUUUGUUAUCAUCUUUGCCCGAUAGUUGGUCCGGUACAGUCACAGCAGUUAGUAGUUCUUCUGGAACCACUAAGCUUACCUUUGAAGGUAUUCGUGACUUAAUCCUUGGUGAGGAUAUCCGGAGGAGGAGUUUGGGGGAUAGCCUUAAUAGCUUGUUGAGUACUGAAGAUAGGGGCACAAAAUCCACAAGAGGGGGGUAACAAGAAAGGAAGAUUAAAGUCGAGGAAGAGAGGUCAAUCCAAGAACAGGAAGGACAUCAAUUGUUGGAAUUGCAAGAACAAUGGACACUUCAGAAAUCAGUGCCCAAAAGCCUCAGCAGAUAAAGGCAAGAAGGAGGUGAACGUGGCAGAAGAUUAUGAAGAUGUUCUAAUUUGCAGCGUUGAGAAUUCAAUUGAGUCUGGGAUCAUGGAUUCAGGUGCGUCGUUUCAUGCUUGUCAUUGCAGGGAUUUGAUGAAAAAUUUCAGGCCUUACGGCGGAAGAGUUAGUUUGGCGGAUGAUAAAUCUCUGGAGAUCACGGGUAUUAGGGAUGUGGAUCUCAGUACCACCUUGGGUACAACCUAGAGGCUGAAAAAUGUCAGGUACAUUCCAGACUUGAAGAAGAUGUUGAUCUCAGUAGGACAGCUUGAUGAGGAAGGCCAUAACGUUAGUUUUGGCAACAAUCAAUGGAAAGUAACAAAGGGAAAGUUGGUCAUUGCUCGUGGACAGAAGCAUGGUACACUGUACAUCGUUGAAGUGUCUACAGAUGGAGCAAACGCAGCAGUUGAAGAUUCAGGGGUCUCUACUUUGUGGAACCAAAGACUUGGGCACAUAAGUGAGAACAGAAUGAAGAUGUUGUCUUCAAAGGGCAAAAUCCCAGAUUUAAAGAACUCAAAGUUGAGCUUUUGUGAGCCAUGUGUCCUUGGCAAACAAAAGAGGGUAACCUUUGUGAAGACAGGACAACAACCCAAGACUGAGCAGCUGGAGUUGAUUCAUUCAGAUGUCUACGGACCUACAAAGGUCUCUUCAAUUGGAGGUUCCCGAUACUAUGUUACAUUCAUUGAUGACUCUACACGGAAGGUAUGGGUUUAUUUUCUUAAAAAUAAAUCUGAUGUCUUUAACACUUUUAAGAAGUUCAAAGUUGCAGUUGAGAAUGAAACAAAUCUUAAGAUUAAGUGUUUAAAGAGUGAUAAUGAGGGUGAGUACAGUAGCACAGAGUUUGUAGAGUAUUGUGCUGAACAGGGGAUCAGAAUGUUGAAGACGGAUCCAGAAACACCACAGCAAAAUGGUGUUGCAGAGAGGAUGAACAGAACAUUGAAUGAGAGUGCCAGAAGCAUGAGAUUGCAUGCAGGACUUCCCAAGAUGUUCUGGGCCGAUGCGGUGAACACAGCAGCGUACUUGAUCAACAGAGCACCCUCAUCUCCCAUAGAUUUCAGAAUUCCAGAAGAGGAAUGGAAAGGUCGAGAGGUAUCUCUUAAUCACUUGAAAGUUUUUGGUUGUAUUUCUUAUGUCAAAGUCAGAGAUGCAGAUAGUGACAAGCUCGGGGCAAAGGCAAAGAAGUGUAUCUUUAUUGGGUACACGAUGGAUGACAUGGGCUACAGGUUCUGGGACAACCAAAGCAAGAAGGUUAUCAGAAGUAGAGAUGUCACCUUCAACAAGAAUGCCCUUUAUAAAGAUGGUCUUGCAGCAGAAACAAGCAAAGACAAGCAACCAGGAAACAAACAACAAGUGGUGUUUGAAGGGAUGACUGAGGAUGACGUAGCACAACCUGUUGGUUGUGAUGAGACGGCUGGAAGCUCAGGGAGCAGUGGGAGCUUAGGAGAUUUAGGAAUGUCUGAAAAUAGUGGGAGUGAUGAAGACAGUGUGAGUUCAGAGGCAGCUACUCCACACAUCUAGGGAUGUCAAAAAAACCGACCCGCAAUAACCCGCCCUGGCCCGACACAUUUGGGACGGGUCCGCCCCGCCCCGUCUUGCAAAUGGGGCGGGUCCGCCCCACCUCGCCUAUACAAUGGGGCGGGUCCGGGUAUUAGAAUUGACCCGUGCCGCCCCGACCCGCCCCGACCCGACCCGCUCAAUAUAAAAGUAUACAUACUUUUUCUUAACUUAUGCUACAAAUAUACUUCAACAUACAUAUGUGUGUAUACAAUAAAUCAUAAAUUCUUUGAUCUUAUAAUAUAUGAAUAUAUAUUAAAAUGAGAUGCACGACGGAUUAUCAAUGUCUUCUUUAUAUAUAUAGAAUUUUAAUACAUUUAUUCCAUUAUUAAUAUAACUAAUUAGAUUAACUAUUCAAGUUUGAGUAAUUUUUCCUUGAUUUUUGAAAUUUUUAGCGUAUCAUGAAUUUGAUUUAAUAUAUUGAGUUUUAAUUAUUAUUUAGAGAUAAACAUUAUGUAGAUUCAAUUGGUAACAACUUCCUACAAAUAAAAAUAAAAACUAGCUAAUUAGGUUGCGGCGGGGCGGACCCGCCCCGCCCCGCCCCCGCAUGGGGCGGGUCAUGGGUCAACAAGUUUGGACCCGUGCAGGUCACGGGGCGGGGCGGACCCGCCCCGCCAAGUCACGGGACGGGUCUGGGUCUUGCAAUACCCGCCCCGCCCCGCCCCGACCCAUUGCCAUGCCUACACACAUCAGACAGUCCACCAGAAUCAGGAGACCUCCUAACAGGUAUUCUCCUUCAGCAAAUUAUCUGUUGCUGACCGAGAAUGGUGAGCCAGAGUCUUACUCAGAGGCGUUGGCUGUGAGAGAUUCCAUACAGUGGAAGAAGGCCAUGGAAGAUGAGUUAGAUUCACUUGACAAGAACCAAACUUGGUCCUUAGUCAAGCUACCACCGGGAAAGAAAGCUUUGAAGAACAAGUGGGUGUUCAAAAUCAAAGAUGAAGCAGAUGAGAGCAAAAGAUACAAGGCCAGGCUAGUUGUCAAAGGGUUCCAACAGAAGAAGGAGGUUGAAUACAAUGAAAUAUUCUCCUCGGUUGUGAAGAUGACUACUAUCAGGUUGAUUCUUGGUAUCGUUGCGGCUGAAAAUUUACACUUGGAGCAGCUGGAUGUGAAGACUGCUUUUCUUCAUGGCAACCUUGAAGAAGACAUUUUUACAUGGCUCAACCGGUAGGUUUCUCAGUGAGUGGUAAGGAAAAGUUGGUGUGCAAACUCAAGAAAAGUCUAUACGGACUGAAGCAAGCUCCUAGACAGUGGUACUUGAAGUUUGACAGUUUUAUGCAGCGGAAUGGGUACACUAGAUGCAAGAUGGACCAUUGUUGUUACUUGAAGAAAUUCAAGUCAUCAUACAUUAUUCUUCUUUUGUAUGUUGAUGACAUGUUGGUGGCUGGAUCAAACAUGCAGGAGAUCAACGAGCUCAAGAAGAAGUUGUCCGAAGAAUUUGAGAUGAAGGAUUUAGGGGAGGCGAGACAGAUUCUUGGGAUGAGCAUAGUCAGAGACAAGGUGGAAGGUACUUUGAAGCUUUCACAGCAGAAGUACAUUCAGAGAGUCCUUGAGAAGUUCAGAAUGACAGAUGCCAAGCCAAGAAGUACACUGUUAGGGAGUCAGUUAAAACUCUCCAAGCAGCAGUCUCCAAAGACCAAUGAAGACAAAGAUGAGAUGGCUAAAGUUCCUUAUGCAUCAGCCGUUGGCAGCUUGAUGUACGCAAUGGUGUCAACAAGGCUGGACAUUGCUCAUGCAGUGGGAGUUGUUAGCAGGUUCAUGUUAAAUCCAGGGAAGGAACAUUGGGAAGGAGUCAAGUGGCUGUUACGCUACUUGAAAGGCACUUCUGGAACUGCUCUUUGUUUUAAGAGGAAUGGGGUAAUUCUAGAAGGAUUUGCUGAUGCUGAUUUGGGGGGCUGUUGUGAUUCCGGGAAGAGCAUUACGGGUUACAUAUUCAUAAUUGGAGGUACGACAAUCAGUUGGAUGUCCAGACUACAAAAGAGUGUGGCUCUUUCAACCACAGAAGCAGAAUAUAUGGCACUUGCUGAAGCGGCCAAAGAGUUGAUUUGGUUGAAGAACUUUCUUUCGGAGUUGGGCAUGGAACAGGGGGAUUGUGGUCUAUACUGUGACAACCAGAGUGCUAUUCAUCUCGCGAAGAAUCCAGUGUUUCACAGCAGAACGAAACACAUUAAGAUGCGGUACCAUUUUAUCCGAGAGUUGAUUGAAGACGGUAUCAUGAACUUGAAGAAGAUCCUUGGUACGAAGAAUCCAGCAAACAUGCUUACCAAGGUGGUGACAACGGAGAAGUUGAAGCUAUGCAUGGCUUCAACUGGCCUUCCAGACACUUGAUGAGAAGGUGUGAAGGAGAGAGAGAGAUCAGGGGUUUUGCAGAGGAUACAUGCUCUUGGAUGCUGGGUUAUCUACUCGGCGAGUACUCGGCGAGUAUUCCCAACUCGGCCUGGCACCUUGCAGAGUAGCACUUAACUUGGUCCGAGUUAAUUUUCCGAGUUACUCGGCGAGUACUCGGCGAGUUAGGCAACUCGGCGAGUCGGUCAAAGUGGCGAGUUACUCGCUACUACUCGGUUUUAAAAAAAAAAGACAUGCGCACUUAUAAAACCUAAAAACCUGCGCUGGUCAUUGCUACUUGAGGAGCUUCGACACAAAAAUCUGCGAUUACAAGACCUACACUUGCAAGACCUGCGACUCUGUGGAGCUGCUACGCUAGGAGCUCCGACCGAUAAGUUCUUUCCCCAUGUCUCGUUUCUUAUUUUCUUUGUUUGGAGCUUCAUAUAUUCCCCUCCCCUGUUUUUUUUCUUAUUCUCCUUGUAUUGAAUAUACUUAACUUAUUUUAUUCAGGGCAUAUUAUAUUUGAUCAUGUGACUUUGCCAACAUGUAUUUGAUUGCAUUUUUUUUUCAAUUCUUCUUCAUUUUAAAAGAGUACCUGGCAUGAACAAAGGUUUAUGGUGCCUAAGCCUUCGUGGGGCUUUCACCUUAAUGUUCACCAAGGCCAACCUAUUUUAUGUUGAAAUACCUCACACAGUUGAUUAUCCUGAUCUUGUUGCUUCUUCUAGGACUAAAAAGAGGCAUAUGUUAUUGGUUGUAGGGUAAGAUCUGCAUGUGUAAGCUGGUCUAUUAAUGAAGAAAAACACAAAAUCAAUGCAUAUGUUAUACUUGUAUUUUUGUAUUUUUAGAAUGGGCAACAAUUUCAAGAAGAGAUAAACAAUCAACAAACUCAUCAACAGAAACCCCUCCUACAUCACGACCUUGAAUUCAAUGAAGAUUAAUAUCAGAUCAACUUAUUAGAUGAUUGACUGUUUUAUCACUUUUGCUUUAUGACAUUUGCUACUCCAUAAUUAGGAUAAUAGGAUUUCUAUCCUUUUAUUCACUUCUAUGCAUUUUAAGACAAUUUAAAGACAAUUUUAUUACUAUAUUUUAAGACUACUACAUUUAAAUAUAUUUUUAUAUUUAAUUAAUACUAGGCCGAGUAAUCACCGAGUAAUCCCGAGUAAUCGGUCCUACUCGCUACUCGGCCCUUGACCGAGUUGCUACCGAGUAGCGAGUAAACUACUUAGUAGUCAUGAACUCUGCCCGAGUAAUCACCGAGUAAUCCCGAGUAGCGAGUUAACUACUUAGCUUGGAUGGCAGAUGACUGUUGAACAAGCCUCCAAGUGGGAGAUUGUUGAAGAUGGAGCCUUGUUUUGAGUGCAGGAGUAUAUACCCGACCGGGUAUGUUGGAUUACCCGAUCGGGUAUGAGGCUUUGAUGGCUCGAGUAGUUCCCUGGUUUCUACACUCGAUCGAGUAUUGGUCAUUACUCGGUCGAGUAUGCAUGGAUGACUUACUCGGGUAACACCCUGUGUUCUGUACCUGAUCGAGUAUGGAGGUAUACUCGAUCGAGUAUGCGUAAAAACCUUACUCGAGUAGUAGUCUGGAAUGUAUACUCGAUCGAGUAUGUAUGUAUACUCGAUCGAGUAUACGGGAAAAUUAAUGAUAGGAUUAAUUUUUGGGCCUGCGGCCUUAACCCUUGUUUAGGCUUUCUUAAACCUAUUUAAACAUCCCUAAUGUAUCUGUAAACACACCAGACUCUGGAAUAAUAAUACACCUCUCUCUCUCGUUCGCCGUGGACUAGCACAAUCACCCCGAUUGUGUGAACCACGUAAAUUCUCGUUUUCUUGCUUUAAAUUUAUCGUUUAUCUUAGCCUAAUCAUUGAUAAUUAACAUAUUUCUUUGGGCCGACCCUGUGAUUGGCUGUAUUACAUGUUACCAGGGAUUUCUGUAAUUUUACCCGUUCCAGCAAAGCAGGACCCCUGAACAGUAAGUCAAAUGGAAGAUGGAGAAUCUCAACCUCAAAGGUGCUAACAAAAUUUUCCUUUUAAGACCAAAAUCAGGUUUGGAUUGCUUAUGGCCGGGAUACAACGAAAGAAGUAAAACAUUUUUUAAUGGGCAGUUUUUUAUCAAAAAAGAAAAAGAAAGGAAUAGAUCACUUAAUUGUGAUAGACUGUUGUUGCUCAGCAGCCAGGACCUAUGAGGCUGUAACUUACCAGCAGCACUAGAGAUUUUUAGCUUAACUAGAACACAUUCAAGGCACGUGCAACAUAAGUAUAAUGCAUGCGUAUGAGCUCAAAGAUACAGAAGAACUCAGCCCCUUCAAGGUAAAGACGACACACAAUCAUCAUUCAUCACGUUGUGAAUAUAAAGCUAAUGAAUUUAUGAAACCCCACAAAACCUUAAUUGAAAAAAGAUCUUUUGGGCUAUCAAAUGAUACAAUUGGUAAGGAGAGUAACUUUAUAAAUAUUUUUGCCAUAUAUGUUAUCACUAUAUCAAUAUACUAUGCCUGAUGUGUUAUCCUGUUAUCAGACAGAAUACCAGCAAAUCAGAACUCGGAAGAUCAUUGGAUGAGCUUGUGCAAUUCCACCUCACAAAAGGAUAAAUAACCAAGAACCAGACUCGGAUCAUAGCCAAACUAUAACACACAACGCCACAGCGCAUCAAAUCCUCGGUCUCAACCAGUAGAUUUAAGUUAAAGCCACCAGAUUGAAGGAGAAUGAUGUAUAAACUCUAUCCAGAGUACAAUAAAAGUGAUCAGUUAGUCAGAAAAUUGAAGGAGUAUGGUGGCUGUAGGUGCUUUGACUACACAUAUUGUUUUGAAGUUUAUCUUAGCAGAUUGAAAUUAACCACAAUCAUUAUUUACGAUGCCCAUAUGGCCAUAUACGGCCUUGUUCCCUAUUUGAUUUCUCAUCUUAAAUUCUGCUACCCAUUGUUCUACCAAGAGCACCAAGCAUAGAGUUGGCCCGAUGAAUGCAACACUUACCUACAACAGCACAAUAACCUCAAAUGGGAGAAACCAACAGUUCUUAUGCCUCAAAAAUAUCCAAAUACUCUCCAUUUUGUCAAUAGAUUCAAUAGCCUCAACAGCAAGGUCAAUGCAAAAAUCAUCCAAAUGAUCACAUUGUUCUUCAGGUAGCAGAUGCAUUGGGUUGGGAAUUCAAAGCAAAGAUCAAAAGCAGGAAGCAAAGAAAACAAAAAUGCAAUUAACUAAUUAUUAAUAAGAUUAUCUUUACGAUUACAGAUUGAUAACGUUAACAAAAACACACAAAAAGCAGAAUAACCAAAGACAAGCAGAGUAACCAGUUUAAUAGUGAGUUGUACCGUCAACGUCUUAUUACACAUGUCAGGUAUUUGAGGGUCUCAUCACGCAAAGUAUCAUCAAACAGUGAAACUUCCCUUUCUUUGUAAUCUAGACGUUCUUCAGCAUGUAAUGAUUUAAUCCGGUUGUCGUCCCCAAAUGCCACAAGUAUAGGCUCAAACCAAAGAACUUCGGGUAUUGCAACAGGAGAAGACAGUUGAGGCCACGGCAACACAGUAACUGGAUUUGGAUUACACAUAGGAGCAAAGACCACUUCAGAACCAGGAUAGUCCUCCUUGAUUUGUUUGUAGGAGUCAAGCAACUUCUUGAGGAGAGAACUAGAGUUGCCAAAGUAAAGGAGAAUUUUCCUGUUCUUGAGGCCAGAAACUGUCAAGUGAGAAGAACCUCGUUUGCCUCCCUUGUAGGAAAGAAACGACUCUAGGGUGAGUGACCUUAAAGCCGAAUACUUGUCAUCUAACCAUUUCUUUCUAGUGACAGGAUAUAAGUUCCUUGAGCCCCUCCACUCCAUAAGAGCCCGUCCACUUAGCUCACCAGAACGCCCACCACCGGCCCAAAUGAUCACAUCAUCUUCAUAUGGAACCUUAACAAUUUCGUAAAGCCUUCGGCUAACAUGGUCAACAAAGGGCAGCUCCCACCAAGACGAUAUACCUUUCUCUUUCAAUGCCAACUUUAAUGCUUCAGAGUACGAAGACUCAUCAGAAAAGUAGGAUAGGUUUAUGAUCACAACCUCAAACUGUUGCUUACGCUUAACACAUCUGCGACGGAAGAUUUCAAGACAAGACAUAAAUUCAGCAUCAAAGCAAAGGUACAACACAACACACUUGCUCUUGCUGAGGUCUGCAACAGAUAUAACUUUGUUCUCUAGGCUACUGCCAUCACAUUUGUGUAGGAGCAUUGAGGAUUCGCAGCACAAGAGUUCCUCAAGGGUCACAGGUUCCUUGUAGAGAGGACCUGCGAACUGGUCAUGGAGUUCCUGUUGCCUGUAAAGUGGAUCCAACCUCAAUCUUACCUCCUCAAUUUUUUUCUUAAUGGAGUCCAAGUGGUGAUCAGUGAAAGGGAAGGACGCAGCUCCAUAACUCUCGAAACAGCAAGUUUCCGUCUGCAAAACCUUUUGAUCAGGAUCGAGAACAAGACAAGCAUCACCAUCACUAAAUAACCUAUAACCUUCUAUCCCAAGAAGCAUGCAAAUCGAGUCCCUGGUCGAGGAGUCAGAAAAGGGUACAGCCAGGCAAGGAAACGCAGAAAAAAACCAGUCGAAAGCAGGUUCCUCUUGUUCCUUAGAGAUGAAUGAGGAUCUCAUCUUAGCUACCAUCACCAUCUCGAAAUUUAAGUUCUUCUUCUUCAAAUCAUUGUAAGUUGCUAUCAAGGCGCGGCAUCCACGGUUAGGAGGGUCUUCAACAAACAUAGGCACAAAGAAGCAACAAACAACCAAAUACUUACCGGAAAUCGCAUCCAUUAAACCAACUCUUUCACCAUUGUUACGGACAAGGGAGUUUGUCUUACCGCCGUUAGAUAACAAGGAAAACACAUCAACCGGCAAUUUCUGGCCUUUCGUAAUAUUAAGAGGCUUGAUCUCCUCCAUAAAUAUUUCCUCGGGAAACUCGAAAUUAACAUGGGGUUCACCAGUAGUAAAAUUAGGGGUGAUGGUAUUUACUGGAGAAGGAAAGUAGUUUUCGGAGUCGAAUAGCGAAUACGGGCGUCCUGGUCUCUUAAGAAGAUUUUUGCAGACGCAGUCACCAUCGCUACAUCUCUUCAAAGUCCAAUCCUUCUUUUCCUUUUUCUUCUCCUUUUCGCCGCUCCUGCGUCUCUUCAACGCCCCAGUCUCCUUCACCUUUUCUCCGCCGCUGCAUCUCUUCAACGCCCCAGUUUCCUUCUCCUUUUUGACGCCGCUGCACCUCUUCAGCGCCCCACUUUUCUUCGUUUCUCCUUUGAGUGACCAUAAAGCAACUCGAUCCCUGUUCACACUCCGCUUAUUUUUAGUAAAUAAAAUUUAUAUAUUCAGAAACUACAUUAAAAUCGCUACAAAGCCUGAUCAAGAAAAGUUCAAUUUGAUAUAUAAAGUAAAAGAUUAAGAGUGACCUAAGUUGACCAAUGAAUAGUGAACGGGAACAUUACAACGGGACGGAGGGAGUAUAUACUUAAAAUAAUUUUAACCUCCUACUAAAUAAAUUAAUUUUUGUGACCAGAG
Messenger RNA from Cuscuta epithymum, 17946 nucleotides. Lineage: Eukaryota; Viridiplantae; Streptophyta; Magnoliopsida; Solanales; Convolvulaceae. The record is from the annotation of a GenBank genome assembly.